AUACGUUACAUGAAUGUUGCUUGUUCCUUCACAUAACAUUCUUGAUGAGAUUCUGAAUGCAAGUGUUUUGAUAAAAGACAUUUCCAGCUUCAGAUAGAGAAUCUGCAAAUUAUUUUUCCACUUUUUCCUUCCUCUUCAACCAAAGUUUAUUGGAAAUUUGUCGUUGAAAUUUGAAUGAUAAACAGUACCAGAGAUAUGUAGCAACGAACUGUACCUGAUAACACGUCAUGUCCGUCGUCGCCCUCGUCACAUCUCCCUUCACUGAUCUCAGCUUCCCAGGGAUGCGAUGAAUAUUUUGGAGCGCCUGUUAUGGCCCGGCGCACAGAUGGGGACCAGACGUCUCUCCCUCGUCAGCCUCACGAGUCCAGCCAAUCCUCAGCUCGACCCUCGACCGUCCCAACGACGCCGGUUGCCUCAUCAUCUCUUCAAAAAUCUCAAUCAAAAAGAACGCAAGGCGAAAAGUUUAAAGAACCGUCAAAGAAGUCGUCUCCACAAACGCCAUCGCGCGCGACAUCGUCGUCACCGAUGCGGGUCGCGUAUGACGCGGUUGAGUCGGACAUUCUGAUCGUCUCUGCACGCAAGAUGGAGAGUCGGAUUGACAUGACUCCUUCGUCGAGCGCCUCUCCGCAAAACGCCCAUGCAUGGAAAAGAAAGAAAAGACGGACCAACAGCGAGAUUGUAUCUGCACCGAUUGGCAGAGUUAAAUAUAUUGGGGAAGGAACUACAUGCAGUCAGAGUUUAAUAUCAGGCUUGAUUAGCAUAGCAUUGACAUUAUUUUUAAGCGUUCCGAUAUCGCUCCUAGUCUUACUGACCUUGCCAAUGGCGGUAUUGGUCAAAACACUCGGAACUGCAUGUUUUCAUCCAAGAUUGCCCUCGUGUGGCAGUCAUGAGUAUUUAUCAGCUCAUGAUGCCCACUUCUUCACGCAGCCUCAGCAGUCAGUGCUGCAUAGCGUUCUCAUCGUGGAUGGGAUGCUGCCGCUGGCGCGCGUCAGACAAGUUGUGUCGGCUCGAGUUCUUGAUGCCAAGAAUGGCUCCGGGGAGUUGCUCUACCCAAGAUUUACCAGUAGAGUUGUGAAGUUGCCGCUGGGGCAUGUGUGGCUUCCUGAUAGGGCAUUUCAAGUGCAUCAUCAUAUCUACUUGGGGCCAAGAUUAAAGUCUAAGAAAGAACUACAAAACUAUGUAUCCGAAAUCGUCUCGAAACCCCUUCCUUUGGAACGGCCUUUAUGGGAAAUCAUUGUGGUAGGAGGUGGAGACCACGAUGGAGUCAGGGAUACCGUCCUCGUGUGCCGCGUGCAUCCUUGUAUCGGUGACGGCAUCUCACUCAUGAGGAUUCUAUGCCAAGCCUUAUCAGACAAUCACGUGCCUCAUUUACCGCCCAAACCACACUUUGGAGCCACCACUUAUGCAACAAGUGUAAUGCAGGCUUUCUUUUCCGCCCCUCUUUUGCUCAUCAAGUGGCUAUGGUGGUGGCCCAGAGAACAUAAUCUACUCACAGACUCUCACCAUUUCGUUAAGAAGUCAUCGUAUCCCAAUCGGAUCUCCAAUUCCAUCCCACACGCAUACUCUCAUAAUCGAGCAAAUCACACUUAUAAGUACCAGCACAACCAUCACCCACCGCAGCCACUUGAGGAUAUCCGCUUGCACUUCCAAAAGAGAGGCUCUUCGGCAGUCUGCGAUGGUCACGUCGUACGAUGGAGCGCCGGAGUUUCUCUGGCAAAAGUCACGCGAGUAAAACUCGUGAUGAGAACUUGCCUGAACGACGUGUUGCUGGCCGCCCUCGCCGGCGCCCUCAGGAGAGUCAUGCAGAAACGUGGCCUCGCCAACCCUCCCGACAUCAUGGCGAGCGUUGCGGUUGACCUGCGUUCUCGGCCGCCGUCGUUCAGCCGCGUGCGGUUGGGGGUGCGGGCGUCGUACGCGCCCGUGCAGCUGCCGCUCGAGUGCGACGCUGCCGUGCCUAGACUCUGGAGAAUCAAAGCCUUCACUGAGACGCUGAAGGCUGGUUGCGAGAGCGUGGUGUGGUGGCUGGUGGCUUGGGUCGCUCACUGGGCGCUACCGAGAGGCUGGGCGACGCGCCUCCUCGCCUCACUAGCCUCACGAGGGUCUCUGCUUUACGCCUCUUUACCAGGGCCUCACAACGCGCUUCAAGUUGCAGGGUACUCCGUGAAGCACGUGUACACGGCCGUGCCACCCACUCACUGGCCCGUGACCGUGUCCGUGGUCACGUACGCUAACCAGGUGCACAUCAGCUGCACGGUGCGCCGCGACGUCUUCAGGUGCACUGCCCUCGCCAAGUCCAUUCUCAAGUACACAGAGCGGCAGAUUUAUGGACCUCACCCAGACCUGAGUAUCAACAGCCUCAAGUCGACAUGUGUCCCUUGUCGCGCUGCAGCAGCAUUAACAACCUGUAGUGUCAUCAUUGCAUUAAUGUAUUAUCCAAUUACAGAAACUCAAUGCACAUUAUUGUUUAUUGUUGUCACACUGCCCAAGCACGGCAGUUCAAAAUGCGCUCCUGAAUUACUGUAUGCCUUUUUACAGCUGCAAGCAAAACUUUCGGCCGUCCAGCACGAGCUUCACGCUGUGACGGUUGAGUUCGAGCAGAUCGACAAAAACCCCGCAAAGGCGUCUGUGGCUGAAGGAGCGGCGACAGGCGUGUCAGGGGGCCCUGCCCCUCGGGAGGAGCUAGCGACGCGCGUGCAGCUGCUGAAAGAGGAGUUCACGGUGCUGCUGUCGGAGAUCCGACGGCGGCGCAGCGUUGGUGAUGACGCCACAACGGGCGGUCUGCAGGUUUCCGAAGACGGAGAAUUGCGGAGAUUUCGCAAGCGAUCGUUGACGAACGCAUCGGCAAAGAUGUCGGUCUCUGCGGAGACCUCGUGCACCGCUCGUCCUUUAACAGCACCAAAUUCCACCUCCAACGCCCCGGGGUCAUCAUCCAGCACCGGCAUGAGAGAUGAAACUAUAUUUAAUGUAUCACUGCAACCGUCUUCUCUAACAUCGAAAACAAGUGCAAUAUCGUGCGAUGUUGUUGUGAAUCCAAAUUCAAUUGUUAAAUCGACAUUAUUGACUUCAAAUGAGCCUUUAUGCUCUUCCGAGGCCAGCGCUGAUGAUGCAGGGGCUCAUCAACUCUGCAAUAACAUUUCUUCACUCGACAGGAAAAAUCCUAGCGCUAAACAUGAGACAGGCAAUAGCUGUGAUAAUCAAAUUUUUUCCCAAAUUUUACAAACCUCUAAUUCCUGUAAGCCUUCGUAUUCGUCCGGUAUAGUGGGAGGUAUUCUAAAAACUCCGGUGCUGGAUCGCGAAUCAAGAGAUAGAUUAUCUAGUCUCUGUCAUGCGUCCGGCAAAACGAAUUUAUCAACUUCAGGGUGCGCUUCUAGCUCUACUUCGAUCGUGACUUGGAGAGAUCAGGCCGUGAACGGAAAGUGCUCAUCGUUAAUUCUUGAGAAUAAUUCCCCUGAAUUUAGAUUGAAUAAUAAUUCGGCACUGACCGGUGCGCGCACUGCACCACACUCUCUAGCCAACUCUUCUGCAUCACUUGCAAAUUCAGAGCAACAGGAACAGGGUGACGCCCCGGCCGAGCGUUGCAACAGCACUGGCAAGAGACCGACCCAGCCAAAUUUGAGCCAAGAACCGAACAGUAACCUGCAGCGGCCCAAGUCCCAAGGCAAUUUAUUCCAGCAGGUUAAUUUGGCCAACUCGAGCUGCGUGCUCCAUCCUAUAGCUUGCGUGCCAACCUCCUCCAGCAACAGCACUUCCGUCAUAUCGAAGGCCAUGCAGCGACCGGCCUCCGUCCCGCCAAGGACCAUUCAUCCUUCCUUGCGCUCCCACUUCGCAAUCGAGAAGUCGCACGGAAUACAGCCAAGCAGUGCCGUUGUACGGCCAUCAGUGCCUGCCCACAAGAAAGUCUCAACUCAACAAUACGAGCAAAAAUAUCCACAACAACCACCACAUCAGCCACCUCAUCAGCCAUCACUUCAACCACAACCAUCACAUCACCAGCGUCAGCCACUUCAGACACGUCAGCCAAUUACUACACCGCUUCUCAGUAGACGGGAAGUCUCGAAGCAGAGUUACCAGCGACUCAACGAACAACCAAAGAUGAAAUCUCCUUCGAAAAAAUUUGAAACAGAUAUCAUGUGACCAGGGAUUUCCUUUUAUGAUGAAGUCUUCACAAUGCUACGUAGUGCAGUUUAUGAUGAAGAAGAUUUAAAAUGUAAAUUUUGGUCAAUAUAAUAAACUCAUAAAAAAUUAAAAUGUCAAUCAAGAAAUUUAAAAUACAUUCCAUCUCAAACCAUUCCAGCUAUGAUUAUAAUUUUAUAAAUGUUGAGGUAUUUAUCAGUCAGUGUAGAAUAAGUGAAUAACAAAUUUGUUUAGUGAUAAGAAUACGAGUUUGAAUGCCAGAUGUUAUGCACCGACAUGCGCUGAAGAAAGUAUGUAAGUGGGCUAUAUAGACGCACCGGGUGAAAUUUAAUAAUGCAUUUAAACUCCUUUGCAAGAAUUAUCGUUGACCAUUCAAGCAUAUAGACUCGACAUUGAAUCGUUCGUGAUCUAACGAAGAAUUUAGUUAUAUCACAUAUUUAGUUAUCAUCAAUCACAUACUUUUAUUACAGUUUUAAUUAAUUUACUGGUAAUUGUGAUCAAAAAUUACAUUCUAGCAGACGUCUUCAGCCGAUCGAGGCUCAAUAAAUCAUUUACAAUGGAACCUAAAUUUCUUAUUACUUUUAUGAAUUCAUUCUAAAAAUAUUUUAUUAAUCUCCGUUAAAUUAAUUAUAACAUUUUCAACGUGAAUUUUGAGGAAAUCGUUGGAAAAACUGACGCAAAAUGAAAUGAAGAUUAGGUAUGAAACUAAACUCACAGCGUUGGGCGCGAAAAAAGUUUCAUUUUACAAUAAUUAUUUUACUGUUAUGAGACAUUUUUUAGAAAUAUCUUUUGAAUCUUCACCAUAAACGUAAGUUUUAGCAUUACAGUAAAUUUUAAUGUUACAGUUUCGAUGGGAGUGAUAGGAAAUUGGAGCUUUAAAAUUGCGGUGUUUUUGUUAUCAAUUUUUCAUCUCAUGAAUAAUUCUAUGUAUACCGUCAUUCAUAGUCCAGAGGAUGCCGGUAUUCAUACUACGCAGGAUGCCGGUAUUCAUGCUAAGACGAAAUGAGUCGGAAUGUCAUGCGAUACCAAAGUGUUAAAACAUCCCCAGCAUCGAGAUGGUGAUGGUGUGAUAUUAUUUAAUAUUAAUGAAUAUAAUAUGUCGGUAUCUGUGUAUCAUGUUACGCGUGAUUACCUGUUGUGCUACAAAACAUAAUUAUUGCUCUCUACGCUAUAUCAUGAGUGCACAGUUCGAACAUGUACAUAAUGUGAGGGUAUACUUGCUCAUGCUAAUUAAAUAAAU
Molecule: messenger RNA, 5374 nt
Organism: Hyalella azteca
Lineage: Eukaryota; Metazoa; Arthropoda; Malacostraca; Amphipoda; Hyalellidae
Exons: 9
Coding region: 310-4134 (1274 amino acids)
Biological process (GO): triglyceride biosynthetic process
Cellular component (GO): plasma membrane
Molecular function (GO): long-chain-alcohol O-fatty-acyltransferase activity; diacylglycerol O-acyltransferase activity
Source: RefSeq, a predicted model, not a curated record